AUGAUUCUAUCCAAUCCGGCUCCUGUUGCCGCCCUAUUGGAGAUUGGUAUAAGCGUGCUUUCACCCGAAUCUACGCCUGCGCAAACCUCUCAUCUGGUUGAGAAAGGCGUUAAAAUACUGCGAAAACGCGCUGAUAUGCUUUGGGAUUACUUUUCCAUGAAACUCUCCCCGGGCGAGGACGGGGAGCUUCUUAUGCGUAGUUUGCCCUUGCUGCUAUAUCGGUGCGUUGCGCUUUGA
Molecule: messenger RNA, 237 nt
Organism: Dibothriocephalus latus
Lineage: Eukaryota; Metazoa; Platyhelminthes; Cestoda; Diphyllobothriidea; Diphyllobothriidae
Source: the annotation of a GenBank genome assembly